GCAACGCAAAAGAACGUAUCAAACAAUUUUUAGUCAUUUUUCGAGCAAAAAAUGAUAACAACAUUAAUAUUGUUUGUCAUCGCCAUCAUUUCCGUCUACUUUUACAUCUUCAAAUGGAAAUUCAAGUACUGGGAACGUCACGGAAUUCCUCAUUCGAAGCCCGUUUUCCCUUUUGGCACUAUCCGAAUCGGCGAUAAGCUCCAUUUAGCGCAACAAAUGCACCAACAAUACCUCAAAUUCAAAGAAAAAGGCCCAAUUUUCGGUGGUUAUCGCUUGUUAGAGCCCCUUCUCAUCAUCGCUGACCCGCAAAUCGCCAAACAAAUCCUGAUCAAAGACUUUUCCAGCUUCCACAGUCGCGGAUUGUACGAAAAUCGCAAAGACGAUCCCAUGGUUUCGCAUUUAUUCAUCCUUUCGGGCCAGCAAUGGAAGCGAAUUCGCGAAAAAGUGACGCCCGUUUUCACGUCUGGCAAAAUUCGUGGCAUGACGCCGACGAUACUGGCAAUUGCGGAACGUCUCGUCGAUAAGAUAUCGUCCGAGAUAAAAAUUGACUCGCAAAUUGAUGUCAAAGAAUGGCUGGCACGCUUCACAACUGACGUCAUUGGGUCUUGUGCCUUUGGCUUGGAGUGCAACAGUAUCGCCGAUCCGGAUGCCGAAUUCCGAAAAAUGGGAAAAAUUUUGCUGAAAAAUGUGAAUUUUGUCAAAGUUUUUUUCGGGCAGAAUUUUCCGUGGUUUUCCAAAAAUAUUCUGCAUUUGACAAUUUUGACGGAUCAGAUUCGGAAUUUUUUCUUUAAUACGGUGAAGCAAAAUGUGGCGUAUCGUCAGAAGAAUGGAAGUCAGCGAAAUGACUUUUUGGAUCUCUUGAUUGGACUUUAUAACGAAAAGAAGACGAAUGACGAGAAAGAUUGGGAUCUCGAGGGAUUGUCGAUUUAUGAAAUUGCGGCGCAAUGCUUCGUUUUCUUCUUUGCGGGCUUUGAAACGUCAUCAAGUGCGAUUUCUUACACGUUAUUGGAGUUGGCGCGCAAUCAAGAUAUUCAAAAAGAAGCGCGAAAACACGUGAAAGAGGUGCUAAAGAAGCACAAUGGUGAAAUGACGUACGAGAUGUUGCAGGAUUUGACGUACAUUGAUCAAUGUGUCUUUGAAACCCUUCGAAUGUACCCUCUCGCUCCCAUGCUGCUUCGCGUGGCGAACGAAAAUUAUCGCAUUCCAAACACCAAUUAUGUCAUACCGAAAGGACAAAGUGUCAACAUUCCCAUUUACAGCUACCAAUUGGACCCCGAUCACUUCCCUGACCCGGAAAAAUAUGAUCCCACGCGUUUUGCCAGCAAAGAAAGUCAACAUACGCAAAUUUACAUGCCAUUCGGUGAAGGUCAACGCAUUUGCAUUGGAGAGAGAUUCGCGAAAAUGACCGUUAAAUUGGCCUUAGCUCUACUUUUGAUGAAUUUUGAGUUUGAGUUUACGCCAAAAACGAACUAUCCGCCGAUUUAUAAUACGAGACUUCCGCUCAUGUCGACCAAAGGGGAGAUGUUUUUGGGUUUGAAACGUCUUUAAAUGUGUUUGAAGUGAAAAUUAAUAUGAAAAUAUUCCCAAAAUGAGUUAUUCUAUCACUGAAUUCAGUAAUUUUCUAAAAUUAAAUUUGAUAUUCGAGAAAAAAAAAAUUUUUAAGGUCAAAUUUAAGGAAAAAAUUUAAUUUAAAUUUUAUAAAAAAAUAAAAUUUAAAAAUUAAAUUAAAAUUUUUUAUAAAUAAUUAAAUCUUAUUUAUUGAUUAAAAAUUAAAUUAUUUUUUGACCAUUUAUGUUUAUUAUUUUUAUUUUUUUUAAUUUAAAAAAUUUUCAAAAAAAAAAUGAAAGAUAUGUUAAUAAUUUUUAGUGAAGAAAAGUUAUUAUUUUUUUUUAAUUCGAAAAUAAAAAAAAUCUAAAAAUUAAAAAUGGACAAAAAAAGUUAUUUUUAGUGUGGGAUUUUCGAAAAUAAAUAAUUAUUUUUUCUUUUAAAAUUUUUAUAAAAUUAUUGAAAUGUUUACCUGCAACAAAACCGUCACAUGCUCUUCCUCGCUCUUUUGCCGCAAUAACGCUUGUUCCACAUUCCACGAUUGCUGCGUCGAUCCUGUACCAAAUCCUGUUCCCUUUGCCCAAUACAUGUGCCCUUUAUCGUCUGACAAUGACGGAACGGGCUCUUCUAUUGAACUUGAGGCAGUUUUGACAUUCGGUUGAAGCUAAAAAAAAUAAAGAAAAAUUAAUUAAAUACACAU
Molecule: messenger RNA, 2245 nt
Organism: Culicoides brevitarsis
Lineage: Eukaryota; Metazoa; Arthropoda; Insecta; Diptera; Ceratopogonidae
Product: probable cytochrome P450 6a14
Exons: 2
Coding region: 52-1548 (498 amino acids)
Molecular function (GO): heme binding; monooxygenase activity; iron ion binding
Source: RefSeq, a predicted model, not a curated record